CGUGUUGUUGCUGCAGUUUGAUUUGGUUGACAGUCGCGCUGGUCGUGUAUUUAUUUUCAAAAGUUCUCAUUCCGUAUCCGAAUCGGACUCAAUUAGGGACCAGCAUAACUUUUAUUUGGGCUAUAUAAUCGUUGAUCUCUACAUCUUACCCUGCUGCAGUUGUUGUUUGUUGACAGAUCGAAAUAAUCCCUCAGAUUAACUAAUCGGAAAGAAUUCCCCCAACGGAGGAAGACACUCAGCUGAAAACACAGAGACACCAGGAUCCCAGAAACCACAAUGGGCGGCUCGGCAGUGCAGGUGAUCAACGCCUCCGAGGAGCACACUUUUGUGCUCAACGAGGAUGCGCUGAGCGAGGUCCUUAUGCAGGAUGCGGUCAAGGAUCGGUUUGUCUGCGUUGUCUCUGUGGCGGGAGCGUUCCGGAAAGGCAAAAGCUUCCUGCUGGACUUCUUUCUGCGCUAUAUGUACUCAAAGUAUGUGCAUCACGAUGUGACAGAUUGGUUGGGCGAUGAAUCAGAUCCACUGGAAGGAUUCUCCUGGCGAGGUGGUUCUGAGCGCGACACCACCGGUAUCCUCAUGUGGUCUGACAUAUUCCUGCACGACUAUCCCAACGGCGACAAGAUUGCCAUCAUUCUGUUGGACACACAGGGCGCUUUCGAUAGUCAGAGUACGGUGCGUGAUUGUGCCACCGUUUUUGCGCUAAGCACGAUGCUGUCGUCGGUGCAGAUCUACAACUUGUCACAGAACAUCCAGGAGGACGACCUGCAGCACCUGCAGCUCUUCACCGAGUAUGGCCGCUUGGCGUUGGCCGACACCGGCAAGAAGCCUUUCCAGCGCUUGCAGUUCCUUGUCCGCGACUGGAGUUUUCCCUAUGAAGCAGAGUACGGAGCACUGGGUGGCGAUAAGAUUCUUAAGCGUCGUCUGGAGGUUUCCGACAAACAGCACCCUGAGCUUCAGUCCCUGCGUCGCCACAUUUCGUCCUGUUUCACAGAGGUGGCAUGCUUCCUAAUGCCGCAUCCUGGUCUCAAUGUGGCCACCAAUCCAAAGUUCGACGGCCGGUUGACGGACAUCACACCCGAGUUCAAGAACAGCCUGCGAUCCCUGGUACCCAUGCUGCUGGCGCCGGACAAUCUGGUCUACAAGGAGAUUAGCGGACAACGGGUGCGGGCUCGUGAUCUCAUCCAGUACUUCCAGUCGUACAUGAACAUCUACAAGGGCAAUGAGCUUCCAGAGCCGAAAAGCAUGCUGGUGGCCACCGCCGAGGCGAACCACUUGACAGCCGUGGCCGCCGCCAAGGAGCUAUACGGACAACUCAUGGAGGAGGUAUGCGGCGGAACGCGGCCGUACUUAAGCACCGCUCACUUGGAGACGGAGCACCUGCGGGUGAAAGACAAGGCUCUCUUUCAGUUUGCCACAAAGCGCAAGAUGGGUGGCGAAGAGUUCACCGAGAAGUUCCGCAUACAACUGGAGGAUGAUCUCGAGGAGGUCUUUUCUAACUAUCGAGCGCACAACGAGAGUAAGAACAUCUUUAAGGCGGCCCGCACCCCAGCGGUGUACUUCGCCUGUGCCGUCAUCAUGUAUAUCCUCAGUGGCAUCUUUGGAUUGGUGGGCCUUUACACUUUCGCCAACUUCUGCAACCUGAUUAUGGGUGUGGCGCUGCUAACGCUGGCUCUGUGGGCCUAUAUCAGAUAUAGCGGUGAGCUUAGUGACUUUGGGGGCAAGUUGGAUGACUUUGCAACGCUCAUGUGGGAGAAGUUCAUGCGACCGAUCUAUCACGGAUGCAUGGAGAAGGGCAUCCAGCAUGUGGCUACUCAUGCGACCGAAAUGGCUGUGGGUGGAGGCGGUGCCGCCGCCUACCGCUCCCAAAACUCGGUGAAUGCGUCCAACGGCAAGGUGAAGCGAUCAUGAGAAUACGCCCAAGGAGCGCAGCACAAGACGCAGCAGCAGGUGCCGUCGCAGCCGCCGCCGGCAACAAAAACCAACAACAAUAAUAACAACAACAACAAUGUGGCAUACAAAUCAAAUAAGAGCAACAACAUUAACGAGGCCGACGGUUUCAUCCACAACAUCUGGCGCAAAUUCGGCGGGAGCAACGAAGAAAAGGCUAAAGCCACCAUCCUUAGUCCAUCGGCCCCAUCCUCUUCCCAGGCGCCAAAUAGUCGCAAAAAGCGCAAAGCGAAGCGCAACUAAGUGUCCAUGGGCCAGUAGAAUGGUUCGAGCCUCUCUGCAGGAUCCAUUUUUGAAAGGACGACCCCCUCUAAUUUGUAAAAAUCUAUAACUUUCUAUAGUGUGAAAGAUCCAGAAACACAAAAGUCUAGCUAUUAAUUGCCCUAAAAGGAAAUUGUUUUUAUAUUGCAUUAAUUGAAGUGUAGAUGGUCUAUAUUACGUAUAUUUAAGAGUAAGUGCAUCAUUAGUAAGUGGCUCGUGUCUGUUGAAAAGUGAAAUUUUAAAUUGUUUUUUACAUACGAUUAUGCGUCUGAAACGGAUAUAUGAAAUUUAACGCUGUAAUAUAAAGAAAUCGCUAACGAA
Messenger RNA from Drosophila eugracilis, 2526 nucleotides. It is a transcript of the gene atl, whose product is annotated as atlastin. The transcript is spliced from 5 exons. The record is from RefSeq and is a predicted model, not a curated record. Bases 277 to 1905 code for a protein of 542 amino acids. Lineage: Eukaryota; Metazoa; Arthropoda; Insecta; Diptera; Drosophilidae. Gene Ontology annotation, biological process: endoplasmic reticulum organization; protein homooligomerization. Gene Ontology annotation, molecular function: GTPase activity; GTP binding.